AAAGGCUUGGGCGCGGGCCCGGAGACUGAGGCGGGAGUUUAGGCGCGGGGCGGGGCGUCCUGAGCGUCCCGGGCGGCAGCAGCCAGCCGCCAGGCGGGAGAGUGACGGUGUUUGCGGCCGUUGGUGUCAGUAGCUCCUGCGGUCCCUUCGCCGUCUCCUCAGCGGCUCCAGCCCCAGCCGCCCUUCCAGCCCUCCGCGUCGCCGCUGGCGCCGCCGCCCGACGCGCAGGCCGCCGCGGGCCGCGGAGCCCAUGAGGGCGCGGGCCCUGCCGCCGCGUUCGCGGCGUCGCCGUCGUCCGAGAGCGUCCCGAGCCGGCGCGGGCAUGGCCGCGGCAUGAGUGCCGAGCCGCCGCCGGAGCCGGAGGACCAGGCGGCGUCGGAGCCCGCGGCGGGAGCCAUGCCGGAGAAGCGCCCGGGCGCGCAGACCGCCGGCGGCGUCUCGCUACAAGGCUUUGGCAGACCAAGUGUAUACCAUGCUGCUAUUGUCAUCUUCCUAGAAUUCUUUGCGUGGGGCUUGUUGACAACUCCAAUGUUAACUGUUCUACAUGAAACAUUUCCUCAACAUACAUUCCUUAUGAAUGGUCUCAUUCAAGGUGUAAAGGGCCUGCUGUCUUUUCUGAGUGCCCCCCUCAUAGGCGCUCUGUCUGAUGUGUGGGGCAGGAAACCCUUUCUCCUCGGCACCGUGUUCUUCACCUGCUUCCCAAUUCCACUGAUGAGGAUCAGCCCUUGGUGGUACUUUGCGAUGAUUUCUGUGUCUGGAGUCUUCUCGGUCACAUUCUCUGUGAUAUUUGCCUAUGUAGCUGAUGUCACUCAAGAACACGAGCGAAGUACUGCUUAUGGAUGGGUCUCGGCCACCUUUGCAGCCAGUCUGGUCAGCAGCCCGGCCAUUGGAGCAUACCUGUCAGCCAGUUACGGAGACAGCCUUGUUGUGCUGGUGGCCACAGUGGUGGCUCUUCUGGACAUCUGCUUCAUCUUACUGGCUGUUCCAGAAUCUCUGCCGGAGAAAAUGCGACCGCUUUCCUGGGGAGCUAAGAUUUCUUGGAAACAAGCUGACCCGUUUGCGUCACUGAAGAAGGUCGGAAAAGAUUCUACUGUCUUAUUAAUUUGCAUCACCGUAUUUCUUUCAUACCUUCCUGAGGCUGGACAGUAUUCAAGUUUUUUUCUCUAUCUCAGACAGGUCAUAGGUUUUGGAUCUGUUAAGAUUGCAGCAUUCAUAGCUAUGGUAGGCAUUCUGUCUAUUGUGGCUCAGACCGUCUUUCUUACCAUCUUGAUGAGAUCAUUAGGGAAUAAGAACACUGUCCUCCUGGGCUUGGGCUUCCAGAUGUUCCAGUUAGCCUGGUAUGGUUUUGGAUCUCAGGCCUGGAUGAUGUGGGCCGCGGGGACGGUGGCCGCCAUGUCCAGCAUCACGUUUCCAGCGGUCAGCGCCCUGGUCUCUCGGAAUGCAGAGUCCGAUCAGCAAGGAGUUGCCCAGGGGAUCAUAACUGGAAUAAGAGGGCUGUGUAACGGCCUCGGCCCAGCACUGUACGGCUUCAUAUUCUACAUGUUCCACGUGGAACUGACUGAGUUGGAACCGGAACUGAGUUCUGACAAUGCUGCCCUGCAGGGAGCCGCCAUCCCAGGCCCCCCGUUCUUGUUUGGGGCGUGUAUAGUUUUUAUGUCCUUCCUGGUUGCCUUAUUCAUCCCUGAGUACCGCAAAGGCAGUGGAACCCAAAAACACAGCAACAGCAUCAGCGGCAGCCUGACGAGCGCCCCCGGGCGGGGCAGUGCCGAGGACAUCGAGCCACUGCUGCAAGACAGCAGCAUCUGGGAGCUCUCGUCCUUCGAGGAGGCCGGGAAUCAGUGCACGGAGCUGUGAACUUGGCAGAAGGGGGGACCGUGUGGACGCCGCCUCCGAGAGCCGCGGGAGCCACACCACACGGAGACUCCGUGGUGCCGGAGGGGCGAUGCUCGCGGCGUCCUCAGGGACGGGUCUGAGGAGUGACCCUCUCCGUCCCUCUGCCCCCCGCCCCACUUCUGUUCCUUUUCUUCUCUUUGUGGUAUAUUAGAGCAAGAUCUAAAGUACUUUCCUGCAAAUUCUGCGAUCUUCAAAGUCAUCUGGAAUCCACACUUGGAAACUAAAUGAGAAAGAUUUCUUACCGUGGGGGGAUGGCUUUCCUUGGUAACUGGAGGCAGAGCGUGCCGGCUCCUCUUUCCCCUCAGCGGAAGGCGCGGGCUGGGGGUGGCCUGCCGUCUCCGGCAGGAUCCGAGCUACCAAGUCCCUGCUGGUUUCCUUCCUUCCUUCCUCUCCCUCCUUCCUUGCUUCUCUGGUCUGUGCCCGCUCAGCCCACGGUGUUUCCGAGUGGCUGCUCGAAGUCACUCAGUGUCAGGGAUCUACUGCCUUUGUUCAAAGGGCAACGAAAACGCGAGUCUUACUCUCCUCCUACUUCCUGUUCUUGGCUAGAAUGAAAUUCACCAUCGACACCUCUGGACAUUAGUACUGAUCAGUGAUAACCUUUAUUAGAUAAAGGGAGAUUUUCUUUAAAAUUUAAAUUAUGAAGAACUAGCAACUCAGACCGCUAACCCUGGUGUUUUGGUCAGAUCCAAGGUGAUUUUAUGGAAGAAAAACACACAGCAAGUACUCUGGUGGCAACACACAAUUUGAAGGGAGUUUCUGAGAAAGUUUUCAGUGAGAGAAACACUCCUCCGUGAGAACGAGAAUCAGUGGCUGGAUACCAGCGGGGUGUAGCUCCAAGUUCAGGCUCACGGACACGUGACCACCGUCUCGCUCCCUGCUGCGUCGCGUCUUCUCCGUUUCCUCGUUCAUCUCACUCCUGCCUUAACUGCUCUGCUGUAUGCGCCUGUUUCGCAGUCAGGUCUUGAUUUCCAUCUCUUUGUCUGACUUUUGAAUUUCAUGGGAAUAUGCACAUCAGAUUCUUUUCUAAAAUAUGGUGGUCUAAGAAGCUCAGUUUAACAAGUGUCUUGCAAAUUUUUCGAGAUGUUUUAUGGACAGAAACCUUUACAGAUUUAUAUGUAUUUUGCUGCACCAGUAAAUGGACCAUGACCUAGGGCCCACCCACUUUAACAGAGCACUCCCCUGAAAGUUUUAUAGGUAUGAAAUAUAUAUGUAGAUAUUUGUAAGGAGUUUUAAAUUUUUUUUUGAUGGGGUGCUGUGUAAAUCUUGUAUUUAUAAAUGUAAUGAAGGUGUUGAAAGAAAAAUAUAUAUACAACUUUUAUAAAAGGAUUGUGUACUGACUGAAUACAUUUAAAAGAAAAUAUAUUUUGAAACCUGUUCUGCUAUGAACAGAGAUAACAUAUCUUUUUACUAUGCUGUUGGUUUUUAAGUUAAGCUUCCUAAUGCAUAAUAAAUUUGCAAUGGAUACUUUUA
Mustela lutreola (European mink) is the source of this 3363-nucleotide messenger RNA. It is a transcript of the gene SLC71A2, whose product is annotated as major facilitator superfamily domain containing 14B. Lineage: Eukaryota; Metazoa; Chordata; Mammalia; Carnivora; Mustelidae. The coding region runs from base 334 to 1854 and encodes 506 amino acids. The transcript is spliced from 12 exons. Gene Ontology annotation, molecular function: transmembrane transporter activity. Gene Ontology annotation, biological process: transmembrane transport. The record is from RefSeq and is a predicted model, not a curated record. Gene Ontology annotation, cellular component: membrane.